Didymella exigua CBS 183.55 is the source of this 1598-nucleotide messenger RNA. RefSeq lists its product as uncharacterized. Lineage: Eukaryota; Fungi; Ascomycota; Dothideomycetes; Pleosporales; Didymellaceae. The record is from RefSeq and is a predicted model, not a curated record. Bases 179 to 1300 code for a protein of 373 amino acids. The transcript is spliced from 2 exons.
CCCAUAACAGCCUCACUGCGCCCAUCCCUCUCCGCCGACAUUCUGACCGUGCCUGGCUGCACCUUCCCUCCAACACCGCGCUCCUGCCGUAACUCCACCACUCCCGCCCACCACUCCGCCCACUCGACCCCUCGCUCCACCGCUCGCCCGACGCAAUUCCUCGACGCAGCCACCCACCAUGCCGGGAGCACUGCGAAGCCGCCUGCGCCGCGUCCUCACCGGCCAGGAGGGCGAGGGCGGCAUUGCGGGCAAGAUGAAGCGCGGCAAAAAGGACGAGGCCACAGAGCCCGACAGCGACUUCUACAAGCCCGGCGAGAAGAUGCCACCGCUGAAGUACCGCCGCCCUGUCGACCCAGAGCACAAGAAGACGCUCGAGGCCUUUACCUGGAAGAAGGCGUGGCGCCGCCGCAGCCACCAGAGCCUGUACUCGCCCAUGGGCAGCCGUCUACCAAGCCGCAAGGGCAGCUUCCGCAGCAGGCGCAGCCGCAGCCGCAGCGUGCACCGCAGCCGCCGGUCGAGCUUCCACAGCGACUACGACGAAGACGAGACGUGGGUCGACAGCGGCAUUGGCGCAAGCAUCUCCGACAGCGAGCGGCCUGCGAACAUCCGCGAGGCCAGUGACGACGAGGGCGAUGUCCUUAAUGUCGGCCUCUCCCGCAAUCCCACACAAGACCCUCGCGACACGAAAGAGCGGAAAGAGUCGGCCCCCGGCCCCCGGCGCUCGAGCUCAAUCCACUCGGUGCGACCCAGCAGCACACGUCCAGGCACGGCCUCGGACCGCACCCGUCAGAACUCGCAGCCAUUCACCCCCGAGGACCUCGAACUAGCGCUGCAAAAAUCGCAUCUCGACGCCAACAAACUCCAAGUCAUCGAGCAGUCCGACCCGAGCGGAAACGGGACACUUGACGACGACGGUGACGAGGCGAGCCCCUUUGACAACCUGCGUCCUCGUGGCGGAUCCAUCUUUGUUCACCAGGAUUCCGAGAGCCCUGGAAUGUUCCCAGGAUGGAGCUUCGUCUCCUCGCCCACCAAGGGCGGACCCUCGUACUUCCCACCAAAAGACAUCGGCCCGCUCCAGUUUGAGCAAGACACGUCCAUGUUCCAGAGACGCGAAUCUGUGUUCGUCUCCAACGAGAACACCCCGCAGACUGGCCGCCGCGGCUCGACAUAUGCCCCUGAUGAGGAGGAGGAUGAUGUCCCUGCCCUUGCAGCUGCACCGCCCGUCGAGCCACCGAAGCGCAAACCCAUUGUCUCCUGUCCCAGCGACGAGAUCAUGAAGAUUCUCGCCCGCAAGGACUAAGUCAAAGCACCACACGCAUCACUUUUUCUUCGCUUGUUCAUAUUACUGCAUCCAUUUUGCGCGUUUGGUCCGCGCAUUGCAUUUCCAGGCGUUGUACAAUCUGUUCAUUUUGGAGUUCACAGGCCUCGUGCCGUAUCCUGUUUUGCACAUUGGGAGGCUGCAAUCAUAGACCUUUGCAUAGGCUCAUUGGAUUACCAGAAGGGAGGCACAAGAAUAGAACCUUGAGAGGCAUAGCUAUUACAUUUAGCAGGCGCAGCCACAGAGCGCGCAAUGAUAUUAUAUCGUCAUCACGCGCAUU